CCAACUUUUCAUCACCCCCCUCAAUCCAUUGCUUUCCUCCCCGCGUUUUCUCUCUCUCUCUCUACUCAUUUCUCAACUCUCACCAACUAACCUCCCACCCACCUGCUCUGCACCCACCCUCCGCCAUGCCCGCUUCCUCCACCACCACCACUCACGGCCGAGCGACGAACCCACUGUUUUGAGUAUUCUACUUCAUAUUCACCCGCUGGCCACCACCACUUUCAACCCACGAAAGUUAAACCAUGGGCAACUGCAACGCCUGCAUACGCCCCGAAAACGAGCUUCCCCAAGCAGCGUCCUCCCCCACCACCACCUCCUCGUCCGACCGCCGUCAUAAACACCACAAGAAACCUCCUUCUCCAAAACCCAGAAAAACCCGGGAGCGAAGGCCCAACCCCUACGCCGAAUCCCCAGCUACCAUCCGGGUCCUCAAGGACUUCAUCCCCCGCACCCGAAUCUCCGACAAGUACAUCCUCGGCCGGGAGCUCGGCCGGGGCGAAUUCGGGAUAACUUACCUCUGCACCGACCGGGAGACCCGGGACGCGCUGGCCUGCAAGUCAAUCUCCAAGAAGAAGCUGAGGACGGCGGUGGACAUAGAGGACGUGAGGCGGGAGGUGGCCAUCAUGUCGAGCUUGCCGGAGCAUCCCAACAUAGUGAAGCUGAGGGCCACGUACGAGGACAACGAGGCGGUUCAUCUGGUGAUGGAGCUGUGCGAAGGCGGGGAGCUGUUUGAUAGGAUAGUGGCGAGAGGGCAUUACAGCGAGAGGGCGGCGGCCGCGGUGGCCAAGACUAUUGCGGAGGUGGUGAUGAUGUGUCAUGCCAAUGGAGUGAUGCAUAGGGAUUUGAAGCCGGAGAAUUUCUUGUUUGCUAAUAAGAAGGAGAAUUCUCCUCUCAAGGCUAUUGAUUUCGGCUUGUCUGUGUUUUUUAAGCCCGGUGAAAGAUUUUCUGAGAUUGUUGGAAGUCCAUAUUACAUGGCUCCAGAGGUUUUGAAGCGCAGUUAUGGACCUGAGGUGGACAUUUGGAGCUCUGGUGUGAUCCUUUACAUUUUGCUAUGUGGAGUUCCUCCAUUUUGGGCAGAAACUGAACAGGGUGUUGCUCUGGCAAUUUUACGGGGUGUGAUCGAUUUUAAAAGGGAACCAUGGCCCCAAAUAUCUGAAAGUGCGAAGAGCCUUGUUAAGCAGAUGUUGGAGCCAGAUCCCAAAAAGCGUUUGACUGCCCAACAGGUGCUUGACCACCCCUGGUUACAAAAUGCUAAAAAAGCUUCAAAUGUUCCAUUGGGUGAUAUAGUCCGGACAAGGCUCAAGCAAUUUUCUGUGAUGAAUAAGUUCAAGAAGAAAGCACUUCGGGUGAUUGCAGAACACUUAUCUGUUGAAGAGGUAGAGGUCAUAAGGGAUAUGUUUACGUUGAUGGACACUGACAAUGAUGGGAAAGUAACAUAUGAGGAGUUAAGGGCAGGGCUUCGGAAAGUUGGUUCACAGUUGGCUGAACCAGAGAUAAAAUUGCUUAUGGAAGUGGCUGAUGUUGAUGGAAAUGGAGUUCUGGACUAUGGAGAGUUUGUAGCAGUGACGAUACACUUGCAGAGGAUGGAGAAUGAUGAGCACUUUCGUAGAGCAUUCAUGUUUUUUGACAAAGACGGAAGCGGGUAUAUUGAUCUGGAUGAGCUCAAAGAAGCUUUGGCGGAUGAAUCAGGCGAGACUGAUGUGGCUGUACUGAAUGAAAUUAUGCGAGAAGUUGAUACAGACAAGGAUGGACAAAUUAGUUAUGAAGAGUUUGUUGCAAUGAUGAAAACUGGAACCGACUGGAGAAAGGCAUCUCGGCAGUACUCGAGAGAAAGGUUCAAGAGUUUGAGCCUUAAUCUGAUGAAGGAUGGAUCUUUGCAGCUUCAAGAUGGGUUUACGGGUCAAACUGUCGUCGUUUGAUCUCAAUGCUUCACCCUCAGUUAGUGUUUCUUUGCUUCAGAAGUAAAUAGCCUACGAAAACCAGUUCUGCCAUGUCUAUAAUUUCUGCUAUGUGGAUAGUCUGUGUUAUAGGAAUUGCAGAAUGAAGGAUGAACCUUUAAUUUUCAGGUUCCCGAGGGGGGAGGGGGAGGGGGGUUGGGCUGUGACAGUUGAAGGAUGAUACAUUUUGGUCGCGAUUGUUUAUUGUUCAGGCAUCCAUGUUUUGCUGGUUGAUUCGAUUUUUAACUUGUAAAUUGUCAUGUGAUUUGAGUUCCAUAUCCACUAUUGUGCCUCUUUGAACUGCACAAAAAGCAGUUAAGAGUUGCUUAUUGGGUACAUGUCAGUGCUGGAGGCAUUCUUUAAUUUGUUAAAAGUUGUUUCCUCUGAUUGAAAAGCUGCA
Messenger RNA from Coffea eugenioides, 2337 nucleotides. RefSeq names its product calcium-dependent protein kinase 10-like. Lineage: Eukaryota; Viridiplantae; Streptophyta; Magnoliopsida; Gentianales; Rubiaceae. Gene Ontology annotation, biological process: protein autophosphorylation; peptidyl-serine phosphorylation; intracellular signal transduction. The transcript has 7 exons. The record is from RefSeq and is a predicted model, not a curated record. Gene Ontology annotation, cellular component: cytoplasm; nucleus. Gene Ontology annotation, molecular function: calcium/calmodulin-dependent protein kinase activity; calcium-dependent protein serine/threonine kinase activity; calcium ion binding. The coding region runs from base 243 to 1919 and encodes 558 amino acids.